AUGGGUGGAAAUAAAAAACCGACGGGAUUGAAAAAACCGUUGGUUUAUCAUUCGAGCAUACCCGCUCAUAUAAGAUCGAUAGCACAAAAUAUAACGGGUGGUAAAAUUUCAUCUAAAAACAUAUUAUCGGAUAACGUUUUGGAACAAAGCGUGGGUUUCAUAGCCGAAAGUCCGACGAAAACGUAUAAAAAAAUAGCAAACGUUAAAAAAAAUUUAAAAUCGACGACAAAGGAAGAUCAACAAAAAAAAUCAUCGCCCGGAAAAUAUUUACUAAAAACGGUAUCACCGACUCCGACUCCGACGUCACCCGUGUCGUCGUGUCGACGUCCGACAAGUCUUCAAACAAACGUUUCUUCCGGUUACGAAUCCGAAUAUCAAAGUUCGGAUGUCGGAAGUUGUUGGGAAUGGACGGCGGCUGAAGUUUUAUGGAAAUGGCAAAAUAAUAAUUUAAAAACUAAAAAGGUGAGUGAAAAUAAUAAAAAAAAUUGCAACACGUCAUCAUUUCUCGGUUGCACGGCGCGUCACGCGUCCACAGGAACAUUUCUCCAUUCUCUUAAAAAGGGUCCGCGAAACACGUCGUGUGGUGGUGGCAGCGGCAAAGAGAGUAGUGGUUAA
Molecule: messenger RNA, 615 nt
Organism: Pediculus humanus corporis (human body louse)
Lineage: Eukaryota; Metazoa; Arthropoda; Insecta; Psocodea; Pediculidae
Exons: 2
Coding region: 1-615 (204 amino acids)
Source: RefSeq, a predicted model, not a curated record